AUGCAGGUCCUAGUAUACCUGGACGAUUAUCUUACAGUACACCAGGACCCUUCCAAGUUAGUAUCACAGACUACGGAGGUGGUGAAGCUCUUGGAAUUCCUGGGCUGGCAAGUAAAUUUCAAAAAAUCAAUAUUGACCCCAAUGAGAUCACUCGAGUUUCUAGGCAUAAAAUGGAAUACAGACGAAAAUGUAAUGAGUCUUCCUGCCAAAAAGCAAACAUCAAUCUUGACUGCAAUAACAAAAAUAUUAAUAGCGAAAUCCUGCCAUCUUCGGCAAUUACAAUGCCUUCUAGGCCAACUAAAUUUUGCAUGUUAUGUAAUACUUCGCGGUCGACUUCACUGUCACCGUUUACAAAUGUUUCUAAGACGAUUCUCAGGGAAUCAGGUAAGAACAAAAAGACCAGUCCCUCGGGGGGCAAUCCUGGACUUACAAUGGUGGCAGGGAGCCCUAUCAUUGACAACGCCUAUUCACACAAAAAGUGUAUCGCACUUCCUGACUACAGACGUCUCCGACAUCGGAUGGGGCGCUGUUCUGGACAAAAAGACCAUAUCAGACAACAAAACUGUCAUGGCAUAUAUUCGCAAAGACGGAGGAACGCAUUCCAUAGGACUCCUAUCUUUAACUUUUCAGCUUCUGAAGAUCAUAGACAAGUGGAACAUAACACUUUCAGCCCAAUAUCUCCCCGGCAGAUACAAUGCGAUAGCAGACAGACUGUCGCGGAGACGUACUGUACCAGAAUGGCAUUUAAAACCUCGGGCAACAUCAGAGGUAUUCAAGCGAUGGGGCAAACCAGAUAUAGACCUCUUUGUAUCAGAAAGAUCCGUUAUAGUACCAAACUAUAUAACAAUAGAUUCACGACACGUGGAACUGUAA
Molecule: messenger RNA, 873 nt
Organism: Parnassius mnemosyne (clouded apollo)
Lineage: Eukaryota; Metazoa; Arthropoda; Insecta; Lepidoptera; Papilionidae
Source: the annotation of a GenBank genome assembly